Dioszegia hungarica is the source of this 1329-nucleotide messenger RNA. RefSeq lists its product as uncharacterized. Bases 1 to 1329 code for a protein of 442 amino acids. The transcript has 6 exons. Lineage: Eukaryota; Fungi; Basidiomycota; Tremellomycetes; Tremellales; Bulleribasidiaceae. The record is from RefSeq and is a predicted model, not a curated record.
AUGAAGCCGCUGAUCGCUCGCCUUCCGAUCCUCCUCGCCCUCCUACCUCUCCUUCGAUAUGCAGCCGCCUCAGCUCCUCUGCCCUACCGGACGCCGCCUCCGCUUCGACGGCAAGACGCGUCCACUGUAUCAUCCAGCUUGCCACUCUUCCCCACAAUCACAGCCUCUUCCGCCUCGCCAACCGAGCCGCCCACUCCAUCGACAUCUUCCGGCUCAUCCCAUGAGUUCAUCAUCACCAAAACACUCGAGGUGGCGGAUAAGCCAAUACCACUGGCAGCUACCGUGGGACUAAUCAUGCCCAAUCCGUAUGAUGAGAUCUUUGUCGAGGUCGGAUACAACCUCGGCUUUGUCGACGUCGUCCCUCGCCCAGCGCCAACUAUUGGCGGAUGGCUUCGACUAGUGAAUCCACUUCUCAUCUUGCCUGACUAUGCUGUAAAUGUCUUCCCAAACUCUGGAACAGCCGAUCCAGGGUCGGCUCUGGCCAUACCUCCAGCCUCUGGCGGUCUUUGUGGCGCCACGGGGGAAGACUACCCCGUCAGCUACCCGUUCAUCUUCCACCGGCCCGGGUGGUACAUGUUCGUCGUAAAUCAGACCUUCAUCCAGCCCACAGUCACCAACUCAACCUGCGGCCUCCCCCUAGUCUCUCAAAAGUCCUUCUUCGCCACACACCUCCUCUCCCUCUCCCCCCUCCCGACCGGAGGACCUAUCCCCCGAGCGCCUACCUCCACCUACACCCUCUUUGCAGGGCUGAGCACGAAUCUUCCGGAUGCUCUACCCCUCGAGGAGCAUACCGUCAGCUCGACGGAGAAGCUGGGGAUCGGACUGGGAGUCACGGGCGCGGUGUUGGCUUUUGCGGGAUGUGUGGGGUUGGUGUUGUAUGUCCGGAGCAGGCGGAAAGCUAAGCGCGAGAUCAUAGCGUUCAACCGGUUGAAACCGCACGAUCAGGCACAAUUCCUCGCGGACAAUCCGGAUCAUUUUCUUAAUCCCUAUAGGAAAGCAGGGAGAGCAGGGGUCGGUGGAUGGGGAAGACCAGUAACGGGCUGGAGAGGGUGGGGGAGGUGGAACCAGGGGGGCGGGUCGACUGGAUGGGGCGGAAGAGCCGGGCAGCCAGGUCAGCCGGGAUGGGGCGGGGCGGAUCUCGCCGGGCAGGGUGUGCAAGAGGGGUAUGGAUGGGGAGGUGUGCAAGAGGGGAUGAGGCAGGUGUAUAACGUGCCGUCGGGGCAGGCGGGCAUGGGGGUCAUGGGCGCACCAGGGCCAGGGCUGCUACCACUGCAGCAGCCGUUGAUGGUUUGGCCGACGGGACAGCAGGGUGGGUAUGGGUAUAGGUAG